AUGACGGCAUUGGUGGGUGAUGGGACAAGAGCAACUAACCCAGAAGGGGCAGAGUUCCCGAGCAACACUGUGCUCAAUGUAUUCAGGCAUUUCCUUGUCCUGUCCUCACCACUGCGACAUCCAGCAGCCUUCAGCCCCCCAAGUUCUCAGCUCAGGAGGACACCUGCACACUGCCUGGACGCCCUCCUGGCUCUGCGGCCUGGAAGCGAGCGGGUUGGAACUGGGAACUCGCCGCCCCCACGGUUGUUUCCUGCCUUGCUCCACUGCCGGUUAAUUAAGCCAUGGAGUGACCAGGAAAUUCGGAGUUUCCUACAAGAAUGGGAAUUUCUUGAAUGUGAAGUGUUCCUCACAGGGAGGAAGAAGAAUCACGUAAUAUCAAAAGCAAUUGCUCAGCGUCUCAGGCAGAGGGGCAUAAAGAAGAACCGGAAACAAAGUCUCCAAAUGCUUCUGAGUUUGCAGGAUUUAUACUACACUAUCAGUGAGGCCAACCAGAGGCCAAGGAGCAAACCCUUGCCUUGUCCUUUUGGAGAAGCCCUACAUAGGAUUCUGGGACAUACAUGGGAGGACAACGUUUUUUCAGGUCUUCCCUGUGCAGAUGCAACCAACCUUCCACCUCCUGAGUACCAGCCCCAGGCCUGUGGCAUCCUAGUACCCCCUCAGCCCUUUCAGGAGCUGCUGUGGGUCCCCCCACCUGUGUUCUUCAUGGAGGAUCCCCAGGUACCCAAAUGGGAGCCGUGGAACAUGAACCUUCCAUGGUCAAGUCCAUGCUGGUGUUCUGCCUUUCUCCCAGGAGUCCUCCCCCAGCAGCAGUGGUCGACCUCUUCUGACUGA
This is a messenger RNA of Cynocephalus volans (Philippine flying lemur), 831 nucleotides long. It is a transcript of the gene MSANTD5, whose product is annotated as Myb/SANT DNA binding domain containing 5. NCBI's taxonomy places the organism in Eukaryota, Metazoa, Chordata, Mammalia, Dermoptera, Cynocephalidae. The coding region runs from base 1 to 831 and encodes 276 amino acids. The record is from RefSeq and is a predicted model, not a curated record. The transcript has 4 exons.